AUCCCGACAUUAGUGUUAGGGGCUCGGAGACACAGAGCGCGGCCAUAGACACCGCCGCACCGGCACUCAUUUAUUUAAACCUCCCAUCACACACGCGAGCACAGGACACACACACACACACACACACACACACACACACACACACACACCUAUCAGAUCCGUUUCCAUUGAAGAAUAUUAACGCUCGGGGACAAGCCAGGUGCACGACCAAAAAUUAAAAAAAAAAAAAAAGAAAAAAAAAAAGAAAGGAAAGAAAAGAAGAAAACCCCUCUUCUGGCUCCAGGAAACAAGCUUCAACCCAUUGCACACACCGGAGAGAAGGGGUUCCCCCGCCCGCCCCCCAACUCCCUCCCCGCUCCUCAGUGUCUGCCUGUCUGCCCCCACGGGGGUUUAUUUGAUCUCACAUUAACCAAGGAGGAGAAUGUGAGAAAAGAGGGAAAAUGCCCAGGAGGAAGCAGGAGCAGCCCCAGCGCCUUCCCUCACAUGUUAGUAGACAGGACGAGGCCGAGGGAGAGCUCAGCGAAGGAGAACACUGGUAUGCGAACUCUUCAGAGACUCCAUCGGAAGCCUCUUAUGGCGAAGUCCAGGAGAACUAUAAGCUGUCCCUGGAGGACCGGAUCCAAGAGCAGUCCACGUCCCCCGACACCUCCCUGGGAAGUGCCACCCCCAGUAGCCACACGCUGGAGCUGGUGGCGCUUGAUGGUGAGGUCCUGCGAGACUCGCUGCAGUGUCAAGACCAUCUUUCCCCUGGAGUGUCCUCUUUGUGUGACGAUGACCCACCAGGUUCCAAUAAACCCCUGAGCAGCAACUUGAGACGGCUGCUGGAAGCUGGGUCCCUCAAACUUGAUGCCACAGCCACAGCCAAUGGCAGGGUGGAGUCCCCCGUGAACAUUGGCUCCGGCCUGUCAUUUUCCCCGCCCUCCCACCAUGCCCAGCAGCUCAGUGUCCUGGCCAGGAAACUGGCUGAGAAGCAGGAUCAGAAUGACCAAUACACUCCAAGUAACCGUUUUAUAUGGAAUCAAGGUAAAUGGUUGCCGAACUCAACCAGCACCUGUGGCCUGUCCCCGGAUUCGGCCAUCCUCAAACUGAAAGCUGCAGCCAAUGCUGUUCUGCAGGACAAGUCUCUGUCCAGGACAGAGGAGACCCUGCGGUUUGAGUCCUUUUCCUCCCCCUUUAGCUCCCAGUCCGCCAGCUCCACGUUGGCAGCCUUGUCUAAGAAAGUGAGUGAAAGAAGUCUGACUCCGGGUCAGGAGCACCCACCUCCAGCCAGCUCUUUCCUGUCCCUGGCCUCUAUGACCUCUUCUGCGGCCCUUCUGAAAGAGGUGGCUGCCAGGGCAGCAGGCAGUCUCCUAGCUGAGAGAACAUCCCUGUUGCCUGAGGACCCUCUCCCACUACCACCUUCUGAGAAGAAGCCAGAAAAAGUCACACCGCCACCGCCACCGCCUCCGCCUCCACAGCCGCAGUCCUUGGAAUUAUUGUUACUCCCAGUCCCCAAGGGAAGAGUGUCCAAGCCCUCCAAUUCAGCCUCAGAAGAAGAAAGCGGAAAACCCUUCCAAUGUCCAAUAUGUGGUUUGGUUAUAAAAAGGAAGAGUUACUGGAAGCGACACAUGGUGAUUCACACAGGUUUAAAAAGUCAUCAGUGUCCGCUCUGUCCAUUCCGGUGUGCUCGCAAGGACAAUCUCAAAUCUCACAUGAAGGUUCAUCAGCACCAGGACCGGGGAGAGACCUUUCAGUGCCAGCUGUGCCCUUUCACAUCCUCGCGCCACUUCAGCCUGAAACUGCACAUGCGUUGCCAUCAGCACUUCCUGAGGACAGAGGCCAAGGUGAAGGAGGAGAUCCCAGACCCAGAUGUCAAGGGAUCUCCCCACCUCAGUGACAGUGGCUGCCUGGAGCAGCAAAGGGAAGGAGGAGGGACAGAGCUAGUGGGGACCGUGAUGACGUCUAACACUCCAGAGAGGACUAGCCAGGGUGGGGCUGGCGUCGCACCUUUGCUGGUGAAGGAGGAACCCAAGGAAGAUAACGGCCUGCCCACCUCCUUUACCCUGAAUGCUGCUGACAGGCCCGCCCACCACACAAAGCUGAAAGACCCCUCCGAGUAUGUGUCCCACAGUGCGGCAGCAUUGUUCAGCCAGGACAUCUCGGUUAAGAUGGCGUCCGAUUUUCUCAUGAAGCUGUCAGCUGCAAACCAGAAGGAGCCUAUGAAUCUUAAUUUUAAAGUGAAGGAGGAGCCCAAGGAAGAGGAGGCCUUGCCUCGGUCCAGCUACGUGUUCAGCCCGGAACCAGAAGUGGCGACACCUACCAUCUGCGAGGAUCCGCUAAAGUCCCCGGAAGGGAAGGGGAAUGUGCUAAGGCGAGACAUGUCCAUCCAGGCCGCCUCGGAACUGCUCAUGAAACUCUCAGCGGAAAGCUACAAGGAGACACAGAUGGUGAAGGUUAAAGACGAGCCCAUGGAAGUGGACAUCCAGGACUCCCAGCUCUCCGUAUCACCCAACCGGAACGUUGGCUACAGCACUUUAAUGGGGCGAGAGAAAACCGAACCCUUACAGAAGCUUCCAGAAGGCAGAGUUCCCCCGGAGAGAAACCUCUUCAGCCAGGAUAUCUCUGUGAAGAUGGCUUCCGAGCUUCUUUUUCAGCUAUCAGAAAAAGUGAGCAAAGAGCACAAUCACAUGAAGGAGAACACCAUCCGGACGACCAACAGCCCUUUCUUUUCAGAAGACACAUUUAGACAAUCACCAUUCACCUCCAAUUCAAAAGAUCUGCUGCCCAGUGAAUCUCUGCUGCAUGGAAGAGCAUCUGCUUCAGAAACAGAAAAGAUAGUCCUUGAGGCAGGAAAUGGAUUGCCAUCCUGGAAGUUCAGCGAUCAGCUCUUUCCUUGUGAUGUGUGUGGGAAAGUAUUUGGCCGACAGCAGACGUUGUCUCGACACCUGUCACUGCACACAGAGGAAAGAAAAUACAAAUGCCACUUGUGCCCCUAUGCUGCUAAGUGCCGUGCAAAUCUGAACCAGCACUUGACCGUGCAUUCCGUGAAGCUGGUGAGCACAGACACCGAGGACAUUGUCAGCGCCGUCACCUCAGAAGGCAGUGACGGGAAGAAACACCCCUAUUACUACAGUUGUCACGUUUGCGGAUUUGAGACAGAACUCAACGUCCAGUUUGUCAGCCACAUGUCACUCCACGUGGACAAGGAGCAGUGGAUGUUCUCCAUCUGCUGCACGGCCUGUGACUUUGUCACCAUGGAGGAAGCAGAGAUAAAGAAUCACAUUGGCACUAAGCACACAGGGGAAGAUAGGAAGACUCCCAGUGAAUCAAAUAGCCCCUCUUCAUCCUCUCUGUCAGCGCUAAGUGAUUCAGCCAACAGCAAAGACGACUCAGACAGCUCCCAGAAAAACAAGGGUGGGAACAACUUGCUGGUCAUCUCUGUUGUGCCUGGGAGCCAGCCCUCACUGAACAGUGAGGAAAAGCCAGAGAAAGGGUUCGAAUGCGUUUUUUGCAACUUUGUCUGCAAGACGAAGAACAUGUUUGAGCGCCAUCUGCAAAUACACCUCAUCACCCGGAUGUUUGAGUGUGACGUGUGCCACAAGUUCAUGAAGACCCCCGAACAGCUGCUGGAGCAUAAGAAAUGCCACACUGUCCCCACCGGUGGGCUCAAGUAAGGAAACUCAGGACAGUGGUGAGUUUCAGACUCCUCUAGGUGCCCAUUCUGCAUUUACUCCACCAACCGCCCUGCUGCCAUGGAGUGCCACCUCAAGACCCACUACAAGAUGGAGUACAAGUGCCGGAUCUGCCAGGCGGUGAAGGCUAACCAGCUGGAGCUGGAGACGCACACCCGCGAGCAUCGCCUGGGCAACCACUACAAGUGUGACCAGUGCGGCUACCUGUCCAAGACCGCCAACAAGCUCAUCGAGCACGUGCGCGUGCACACGGGGGAGCGGCCCUUCCACUGUGACCAGUGCGGCUAUAGCUGCAAGCGCAAGGACAAUCUCAACCUGCACAAGAAGCUGAAGCACGCCCCCCGCCAGACCUUCAGCUGCGGAGAGUGCCUGUUCAAGACCACACACCCUUUCGUCUUCAGCCGCCACGUGAAGAAGCACCAGAGUGGGGACGGCGCCGAGGAUAAGAAAGGUCUGAGUCCAGCCCCCCGAGAGCCCGCUGGGCCCGGGGCCCCACUCCUGGUCGUGGGGGGUGCCCGGAGCCUCUUGUCCCCGCUGUCGGUCAUGUCUGCCUCGCAGGCCCUGCAGACCGUGGCCCUGUCGGCUGCCCACAGCAGCAGCUCAGAGCCCAACCUGGCACUCAAGGCCUUGGCCUUCAACGGCUCCCCGCUGCAAUUUGACAAGUACCGGAACUCGGAUUUUGCCCAUCUCAUUCCCUUGACAAUGUUGUACCCCAAGAACCACUUGGAUCUCACAUUCCACCCUCCCCGACCUCAGACUGCGCCUCCCAGCAUCCCCUCACCCAAACACUCCUUCCUCGCCUAUCUCGGACUCAGAGAAAGAGCAGAGACUGUCUGAGGGCAGCCACGCUCCGUACCAAAAACCGAGAGACAGACAGGAAAUAAAACAAAAAAACCCACAAAACUUAAAUACAACCCCAGCAGGUGUAUGUUGCUGCAAAACUUACAGGCCCCAGGGGUCUGAACCACGUGUACUGUAUAUCUUUAGUAAGGAAUAGAGAAUUGGCUCUGUGUGUAUACCUAUUGCAUUGACCUGAAAGCUGCUUUAGCCAAUCUUCAGAGAGGUGAUCUGCCGCCCGCUUCUACCUUCAGAGGCAUGCCUACCCAGCCACCCACUCCCAGCCCUCCUCGCACUUCUCUCUGAAAGGAAUUUUGUCUUGUUAAACACUAAAGAGAGUGUCCUUAAUAGCAAUCAGCACUUGUAAGCUUCUCUACUGGUGCAUUUGGUUUUCUGUUGGGUGAGUGGGUUGUAUGGAUUGGGAAAGAGAAAGCCGUGUGUGUGUGUGUGUGUGUGUGUGUGUGUGUGUGUGUGUGUGCACGCACACGUGUGUGGUGUGCCAUAACAUUUCUAUUGCACAUUCUUUUUGGACUGGCUUCUUUAACAGUAAUGAACAUUCCCUUCUUUCCCUCCUGGGCUGUUCAUCCACUACAGUCUCCCCAAGCUCUUUUCGCCUCCUUCCCUGUCCAUUUUAUGGCUACAGAGUUAUAGGGCCUGGUGUGUAUUUAGUGGCUGAAGGAGUGGUAGACAUCUGCAGUGUGGCAGGACAUUUCCAAGAGAGUGCCCAAAGCUUGCUACUCGAAUCUCCUCCAUGUAGGAAGAACAUGGGAAGAACUGGGUGAUAGGUCUGUAAGAGAUGUCUUGCAGCACUGCAGUCAACGUCACAGAACUUUAGUGUACUCUGUGUGAGGCCACAUGAAAACAGGUGGUUUGGUGUGCACACAGAGACUACAUGUUUUAAAGGCAGGUUAGACACGUGCGAUGUGUUGGUUCAGUCAUCACCAUUAUUUGCAGGAAAAAAAUAUUGUAUGAAUGGAAAUUUUUAUGGUUGAUAAAUCCAGCCAAGGAGAUUAAAGGGGGUUUGGAUCCAUUCUGGGUAUAAAUGCUCAGACUAAAAAAAAGGGAAAAAAAGAAAAAAAGAAAAAAAGGAAAGAGAGAAAUGCAGUUUUGCACAGUGCUUUGGGCUUGCACUAGUUUCUCAUCGGGGGGGGGGAAAGAUAAGAUAAAAGGAAGAAAAUGCACCUUUUUAUGGAGUGUGUAGACUGUAUGUUUGAAAAUUGAGCCACGACCUUUUUAACACAUAAGGACACAACGAAAAGGUGCUGUUUACGCCUGCGCUUCAGUUGAUGCCCCUGUGGAGCUCCCACGUUUGCAGAGCCUCUGGCUGUAGCUGUACCCUCAUGUAUUAAUAAUCCUGUAUUCCAUUCUGUUAACGCCUAGGAUAGACGUAACCUGCUAGGAGGCUAACUCCAUACUUAUUUAAAGCUCUUAUUUUGUGGUCAUUAAAAUGGCAAUUUGUGUGCAGCACUUUAUUCAGCAAGAAGCAGGCGUGGCUCGGUCGCAUAGCCCUUUGCUCACCUUAAAACGUAAUGGAUGAUUUAAAAAAGAAAAAAAAAAAUCUUUGGUUGAAUAUGUUCAUUGCUGGUAUUUGUAAGACGGCAGAAUUUCCAGUGUGCAACGGGAGGAAGUGUGCUUUGUAUAAGAAUGGGAGGUUUGGAAUCUAAAAGUUUUUAUAUUAUUUAAUCUGUUGAAGAGCUGGCAGGAGGAACUCUUUCCCUACCUUCGGUUAUCCCAGAAGUGGGGUUUCCUUUUCAUCGGUUUCACCAGGGGAGAAUAAAAGCAUCCCUGGUUUUUCUUCCUUUAGUCAAAUUGCUUCACUGAAAGCACCCAGCAGUUAGUGCAGUUGGACAAGCCAGAAGACUAUACACGCCAUGGGCUCCCUCUCCCCUUCCAGCGGCCCCCUUCCCAUACCUAGUAAGUGUCUGCACCCCACCCCCACCCCUGCCUGUCAUUCAGCCGUGGGUGGGGAGCCUGCUCAGUGCCCUGGCAAACUAGUUUACACUACAGAGAUGUCCACGGGGCAGGGAGACCAACCAAGCUAGGGCAGGGAACUCCCAAAGCCUCAGUCCUCCAGCAGAGACCUUUGUUCUUGGCCUUGUUUGAAAUAUUGUUCAACUUGCCAUGUCAGUAUCUCAGUGAAAGACACUAUAGACAGUUCUAGACAAUACAUCCCCAGGGUCACUGGGUUUAUUGUUGUUUUUUAGUUUGUUGGGGUUUUUUGUUGUUGUUUUGUUUUAAAGUCAUGUCUUUAUGCCCAUCUAAUGGAGAAUGUGCCACUUGGCUAAUAAUAUGUUUUCAAAACUACAAGUUCAG
This is a messenger RNA of Nannospalax galili (Upper Galilee mountains blind mole rat), 6821 nucleotides long. It is a transcript of the gene Znf827, whose product is annotated as zinc finger protein 827. Gene Ontology annotation, biological process: regulation of gene expression. NCBI's taxonomy places the organism in Eukaryota, Metazoa, Chordata, Mammalia, Rodentia, Spalacidae. Bases 441 to 3653 code for a protein of 1070 amino acids. Gene Ontology annotation, cellular component: nucleus. The record is from RefSeq and is a predicted model, not a curated record. The transcript has 15 exons.